Molecule: messenger RNA, 1902 nt
Organism: Penicillium subrubescens
Lineage: Eukaryota; Fungi; Ascomycota; Eurotiomycetes; Eurotiales; Aspergillaceae
Product: NupC/NupG family nucleoside CNT transporter
Exons: 3
Coding region: 1-1902 (633 amino acids)
Biological process (GO): nucleoside transmembrane transport
Cellular component (GO): membrane
Molecular function (GO): nucleoside transmembrane transporter activity; symporter activity
Source: RefSeq, a predicted model, not a curated record
AUGGCCGAGAAACAAUCCGAGGCCAACAAUGUCUCGGUAGACACGACUGAGCAUCAGGCCGCACUGCAUCAGGAUCCGGCACUUCAGGCUGAGCACCAGCAUCACCAUGAACAUCAUCACCACACUGCCUUUGCCGAGCAAGGCCGCGAGGAUGAAGUGGUCUUUUCCAAAGACACGGUCUUCGAAAAGGGCAUUGUUCCUGAACCCAGCCCCCUUGAUCAUGGCAGCCACAGCCAGGGAUCGAAAGACGAGGAGACAGGCGAGACCAAUCCCGCCCCACGGCCAUGGCACCGGCGUGCGCUGAAGCAUUGGAGACGUGCUUUCCACGCUGCGAUCUGGAUUUUGUUUACCGGCUGGUGGAUCACCGGUCUCAUUAAGCAUCGGCAUGACCUGGGUUGGGUAGUCCCAUUCCUGCUCUACCUAGCCAUCACCCUACGCCUGAUAUUCUUCUACGUCCCAAUCAGCAUCAUAACCCGACCAAUGUAUUUCCUCUGGAACAAAACCGCCACGCCAAUCGUGAACGCCAUCCCCGAGAAACUCCGCACUCCCCUCGGAGCCGUCGUUUGCGUCGGCGUAAUCCUUAUUGGAUCAUUCGCCUCGCCUGAAUCAGCAGAUAACACCCGCGCAAACCGCGCCGUUAGUCUCUUCGGCUUGAUCGUCUUCAUCUUCGUCUUGUAUUUGACCUCGCGGAACCGCAGCAAGAUCGUCUGGCACACGGUUAUCGUGGGGAUGUUGGUGCAAUUUAUCAUUGCGCUAUUCGUGCUUCGGUCCGGUGCUGGUUAUGACAUUUUCAACUUUAUUUCCCUGCUCGCUCGUGAAUUGCUUGGCUUCGCUGCUGAUGGAGUUAAAUUCCUCACUGCCGAUGACUUUUACAAUAUGAAAACGCCACUGCAGCCGGCAAAUUGGUUCUUGGUCGGUGUUAUCCCGGCUAUCAUCUUCUUCGUGUCCGUCGUGCAGUUGCUCUACUACACAAACAUCCUGCAAUGGUUCAUCGCCAAAUUCGCCGUCUUCUUCUUCUGGUGCAUGCGCGUCUCUGGCGCCGAGGCCGUCGUCGCCGCUGCUUCGCCCUUCAUUGGACAGGGCGAGUCGGCAAUGCUGAUCAGACCGUUCAUCGCGCAUCUGACCAUGGCCGAACUGCACCAGGUCAUGUGCUCUGGUUUCGCGACUAUCGCCGGUAGUGUAUUGAUCGCUUAUAUCACAAUGGGCGUGAACCCGCAGGCGUUGGUAUCUUCGUGUGUGAUGAGUAUCCCUGCCUCAUUGGCGUGCUCGAAGUUGCGUUGGCCCGAGGAAGAAGAGAGUCUGACGGCUGGGCGGGUCGUUAUUCCUGAUAAUGAGGAACACCGCGCUGCUAAUGCUCUGCACGCUUUUGCAAAUGGAGCUUGGCUUGGUCUGAAGAUUGCGGCUAUGAUUGGUUCGACUUUGCUGUGUAUUAUCUCGUUGAUUGGUCUUAUUAAUGGCCUUCUCACUUGGUGGGGUCAUUACUUAAGUAUCAACAAUCCCGAGUUGACCCUCGAGCUUAUUCUCGGUUACCUCUGUUACCCGGUUGCCUUCCUGCUGGGUGUAUCGCGGAACGGCGAUCUGCUGAAGGUGGGCCAGCUAAUUGGUCUGAAAUUGGUCUCGAACGAAUUCGUCGCCUACAACGCCCUCCAAAACCAAGAAGCAUACUCUCACCUCUCCGACCGCUCACGCUUGAUCGCCACCUACGCGCUCUGCGGCUUCGCCAACAUCGGCUCCCUGGGUAACCAGAUCGGUGUCUUGUCUCAGAUCUCGCCCGGUCGUAGUGGCGAUGUGUCCCGUGUGGCUGUUAGUGCGAUGCUCACGGGUGCGAUUAGUACUUUUACUAGUGCGACGAUUGCGGGUCUGCUUAUUACGGAUGAGAAGCAGUAUUUCAGUACGACUUGA